UGAUAAGGCGAAUUAAGUUUAUGAAAAAGAGAUGUUACACCGUCGUAUUUUGCAUCCUUUGGUUUUUAAUUGUUUUCAAACUAUUCGCCUCAAGUACAAACUUACUCUUAGUAUCACUUUAUGCAGCGUUCAUCUCCCAGUUUUCUUCACAACAACCAGCGGCCCACUUCUUAAGCAAAAAGAUGGUUUGCCUGUAGAUUGUAAGUGGAUGUCAGACUUUGGACCAAGUUUCCAUAUAUCUGGAGAUGAUGUGGAAGUACUCCGCCAACCAUCAGAAUUCUAUGACAGACUCAAAGAAUUAGCCAGUAAAGCCAAAGAAAGAGUUACCAUUGCCUCUUUAUACAUAGGAACAGGAACCCGUGAAGAAAAACUGGUAUCCAGCUUGCGAACAGCUCUCGCCAAUGCAGACUGUGAAGUACAAGUAUUACUGGAUGUAACUCGAGGAUCAAGAGGUAUAAAAAACUCCAGGACGUUGUUGUUGCCCCUGAUUCAAGAUUUUCCAGGUCGCAUGCAGGUGUCUCUCUAUCAUGCACCAGCUUUGCGAGGCUGGAUUAAGAAGCUGUUACCAGAAAGAUGGAAUGAAAUCAUCAGUUUAACACAUCUUAAGAUUUAUCUUUUUGAUAACACCUUGGUACUCAGUGGGGCCAAUCUCAGUGACAACUACUUUACAAUGAGGCAGGAUAGAUAUGUUGUGUUCAACAACUGUGAAGCAUUAGCUGACUAUUUUCACAGUUUAGUCCAGACAGUGUCCUCCUUCUCUCUUCAGUUGAUGCCAGACGAUAAUUUAUCACUUCAUCCAAACUGGACUGUUCAUCCUGAAAAAGGUGAUCCACGUAAGUUUUCAGAGGAGGCGUACCAACGUUUAUCAAAAUUUCUCUGUAGCAAAAGUUUCAAUUUAGUCACAAUUACCUCAUCACUUUUGGCAACCAAUUCUGGAUCCGACACGGUAGUUUAUCCUCUUCUACAGAUGUACCCAUUAGGUGUAUCUCAAGAUGAGCAUGUUACAGAACAUUUACUAGUUACAGUACCUUCUGGCUCCAUCAUCAAAUUAGCCUCUGGUUACUUUAAUUUGACAGAAAAAUAUGAAGAGAUUAUACUUCAGUCUUCACCGGCAGAAUUUGAUCUUCUUGUUGCUUCACCAAAGGUUAAUGGAUUCUACGGAGCUAAAGGAAUAUCUGGAGCUAUUCCCGAUGCAUAUACACACAUUGCUAAGAAAUUUUAUGAACGUGUAUGUGAUGAACAUCAAGAGAGAAGAAUAAGGCUUCAUGAAUACGAUCAAGAAAAUUGGACCUUUCAUGUGAAAGGUCUGUGGGUGUACUACCCUGGCGAAACUUUACCUUCAGUCACAUUGAUUGGUUCUCCAAACUUUGGAUACCGAUCAGUGUAUAGAGACCUCGAAGCACAAGUAGCUAUUAUCACAAGUAAUGAAAACCUGAGGAAACAACUCCAUGAAGAACAACAAAAUCUUUAUGAACGUACCUCUUUGGUUGACCAGCAGACCUUCAAGAAGCCUGAUAGACAGAUCCCUCUAUGGGUCAAGUUUGUUACUAAGUUCAUUAAGACGUAUUUUUAAAGAUUUAUUUAAAUAUCCUUUUUUCAUUAAAUUUCGUGUUUCAUUAUUUAUACUUCUCAUUGAAUAUUGUAUCAUUAAAUGAUUUUAUU
Messenger RNA from Limulus polyphemus (Atlantic horseshoe crab), 1662 nucleotides. It is a transcript of the gene PGS1, whose product is annotated as CDP-diacylglycerol--glycerol-3-phosphate 3-phosphatidyltransferase, mitochondrial-like. The record is from RefSeq and is a predicted model, not a curated record. Gene Ontology annotation, cellular component: mitochondrion. The transcript is spliced from 9 exons. The coding region runs from base 32 to 1573 and encodes 513 amino acids. Gene Ontology annotation, molecular function: CDP-diacylglycerol-glycerol-3-phosphate 3-phosphatidyltransferase activity. Gene Ontology annotation, biological process: cardiolipin biosynthetic process. NCBI's taxonomy places the organism in Eukaryota, Metazoa, Arthropoda, Merostomata, Xiphosura, Limulidae.